GGCCGCACCAAACAAGGCAUAACUCAUAACGUUUGUGAUGGUCACGAGACAAAUGAAAAAAAUGCAGAAAGCCGAGACGAGGGAAGGAGAAAUCCCCCAAAGGCCAAACCCAAAGGCCAAAUCCAAUAACUGCAAAACCUUGAGCAGCUGAGAGCCGAGUCUUCUGCUAAGGUUACUCGCUGCGUCUUCGCCAAACAAAGCUCUCGAAAAGCCAAUAACGUAGCCUUCAAUCAUAUACAUACCGUCUCUCAAUCUCAAGAUUUCCAAUCCUCAACGUCAAUAUUUACUCUCUCUCUUUUGGGUUCUCCAUUUCUUCUUUUGCGCGCUCAAAUCUCCUAUUGCUACCUCAUCUAUACAAUUUUCAGGGUUUCAACGUUCAAUUCUCCUUGCUUCCUUCCAAUCUAGGGUUUUUUCCCUAGCACGCUCAACUUCAAUUAGGUUAGGCUUUGUGAAGUGCAUAUUUGCAAAAACACUUCAAGGGCUGCUAUUUUAGCUAUUUUUGGGGAGUACCUUUUUUGGAUGCUUUGGCCAAAAUUGGCUUGCAGCAACAACCUAAAGUAGACCAUAGGAUGAGGAACACCAAGGAUGAAUCAACAUGUAAUACUGAACAAGUCAUUGACUUAAUUUCAGCAGUGAAAGAGUUACAUGGGCUUGCCUCUCAGGAGCUUAGUAAAUUAAUAAGGGACUCUGAAAAUUUUACAAUUCACUUCCAAACUGAAAAGGGAUCACAAUUAAAGAUUGAUGUGGAAAAACUGGCAGGCUUUCUUCCUUUGCAUCUUAUUGCAGUGCUUGUGUCUUCCAACAAAGAUGAGUCGUUGUUGAGAUAUUCAUUACGUGGUAUUCGGCUUUUGCAUUCCCUAUGUGACCUGGCACCUCGACAUACUAAACUUGAGCAGAUUUUGCUCGAUGAUGUAAAAAUUUCAGAACAACUGUUAGAUCUGGUGUUUUAUAUACUAAUUGUCCUUUGCAAUAUCAGACAGGAAAACCAUAAUACAAACUCUGUGCCCCUUCUGCAUUCAGCACUGUUAGCAUGCAGUCUAUAUCUAUUAACAGGAUGUAUAUCAUCACACUGGCAAGAUCUUGUUCAGGUGUUGCUUGCACACCCCAAGGUUGACAUAUUUAUGGAUGCAGCUUUCGGAGCAGUACAUGUAGCUAUCAGGUUUCUUCAGGUCAAGCUUUCAGCUCAACAUACUGAUUUUAACAUGAGAUCAAGUCCAACAGCUGAACAAAUAGUUAACUAUCUAUGCCAACAAUGCGAGGCAUCUAUACAGUUUCUUCAGACAUUGUGCCAACAAAAAUUGUUCAGAGAGCGCCUACUAAGAAACAAGGAACUAUGUGGAAAGGGUGGUGUUCUCUUUCUGGCCCAGGCUGUCUUGAAGUUAAAUGUUUCCAGUCCUUUUGUAGAGUCUGCUACUGUUGUUGCUGCUGUAUCCAGACUGAAAGCUAAAGUACUAUUAAUUCUAUUGCAUCUCUGUGAAGCAGAAAGCAUUUCUUACCUUGAUGAGGUUGCAAGCUCUUCAGGAAGCCUUGCUUUGGCCAAGUCUGUUGCAUUAGAGGUUCUUGAAUUAUUAAAGGCCGCACUGGAUCCCAAGCAUCUUAGUGCUUGUUCUGAGAAAACUCUUCCCUUGGGGCUUCUGCGACUCAAUGCAUUGCGUCUAGCUGAUAUUUUCUCAGAUGAUUCAAAUUUUCGAUCUUACAUUACGACAUACUUUGUGCUGUAUUAUGUAUUUGUCCUUCAAAGGACUCAAAAAAUGAAGAUACUCAUGACUCUCUCUCCCCCCACUCCUCUCUUUGUCUCUCUUCUCUUUCAAAUUUCAUUCGUCCUCCAGACCAAGGUUCUGACUGCCAUAUUUUCACUGCCUCAUGGAGAAUUUUUAUCCAUUUGGUGUUCCUCUGAACUUCCACCAAGGGAGGAAGAUGCUACUCUGGAUUAUGAUUUAUUUACAGCAGCUGGAUGGGUUUUGGACACAUUUUCAUCAUUGAACCUAUCAAAUGCUAUAGGUAUAGAAAUUAUUUUAAUUCCCAGCAACAUGCCCCAAGCUGCCUAUGCUCAUCAGAGAACUUCAUUAUUUGUCAAAGUAAUUGCCAACCUUCAUUGUUUUGUCCCCAACAUUUGUGAAGAGCAGGAAAGGAAUCUUUUCCUUCACAAGUUCCUUGAGUGCAUGCGGAUGGAUCCAUCUGAAUCUUUGCCUGGAUUUUCUUUUACUUCUGGUGCUCACAAAGCCAUCACUGUUUGCAGGAACCUGCGUUCAUUGCUAAGCCACGCAGAAUCUCUGAUCCCUAACUUUUUGAACGAGGAGGAUGUACAGCUCUUAAGGGUGUUCUAUAACCAAUUACAAUCACUGAUUAAUCCUGCUGAUUUUGAAGAAAACCAGGUUCAAGAAAUCAAAUUUGAAAGGUCAAUAUCUUUGGAUAAGUUCUCUAAACUUGACAUCAACGAGCAUCAUCAGGAGGCUCAAAGUACGGCUGGGUACUCAUCGCCUUUACUGAAGAAGGAACCUUCAAAUCUUAACAACAUAAGCAGUAAUCAGAAAGAGGAAAUGUCUGAGAAUUCUGCUUUCCAAGAGGAGCAGCAUAAUUUCAGAAUUGAGCAUAUGAAUCAUGGUGAUGAUGCAACUAAGGAAGACAAGGAUAAAUCUGGUGGCACUGCAUCUGCUGUUUUAAAAGAGAUUGACAGAGAUUUUCAGAAUGUCGAGACAAGUGGUUCUGAUACAAGUUCUACUCGAGGAAAGAAUUUUGUUGGUCAAAUGGGGAAUGUUGACUUCCCCAAAUCAAAUGAGCAUAUGAAAGAAAAUGGUCGCCAAGGAGUUCAAGAGGAUGAAAAAGUUGAAACCAUUCAGAUUGAAGAAAAGCAGCCGAGAAAACGGAAACGAACUAUAAUGAAUGAUUAUCAGAUGACAAUGAUUGAGAAGGCCCUGGUGGAUGAACCUGAUAUGCAGCGGAAUGCAGCUUCUAUACAGUCAUGGGCUGAUAAAUUAAGCCUUAAUGGUUCAGAAGUUACAUUUUCACAGCUAAAGAAUUGGCUUAACAAUAGAAAAGCCAGACUAGCACGUGCAGGUAAGGAUGUUCGUGCACCUAUGGACGUAGACAAUGCUCAUUCAGAAAGGCAAGGUGGACCAGCUGGACCAGCAGUACGGCAUUCACAUGACUCACCUGAGAGUCAUGGUGAAGAUAAUGUUCCAUCAGGCGCAAGACUUAAUCAAAACACAUCAAGAACUGGCACUGCUGAAAAUGCUGAUUUUGUUGGCGUUGGUACUGCAGAAUGUUUUCAUUACAAGCCAGGUCAAUAUGUUGUGCUUGUAGAUAAGCAAGGGGAGGAGAUUGGCAAAGGGAAAGUCUGUCAGGUGCAGGGUAAAUGGUAUGGAAAGAGCUUGGAGGAAUCGGAGGCGUGUGUUGUGGAUAUUACUGAGCUUAAGGCUGAGAGAUGGGCGAGGCUUCCACACCCAUCUGAAGCCACGGGCAGUUCAUUUAGUGAGGCCGAAGCCAAGCUCGGGGUAAUGAGAGUUUUGUGGGAUUCAAAGAAAAUAUUCAUGUUUCGGCCUCAAUGAUGGUCUUUGUUAGAAUAUUAGCAGCUAUAGCAUUUUGUCACCAUCAGUAUAGUUUUUUAUUUAUUAGAUUCUAAUCAUAAUCAAUUUCAGGUUUUGUUUUA
Messenger RNA from Hevea brasiliensis (rubber tree), 3649 nucleotides. RefSeq names its product nodulin homeobox. Lineage: Eukaryota; Viridiplantae; Streptophyta; Magnoliopsida; Malpighiales; Euphorbiaceae. The coding region runs from base 570 to 3548 and encodes 992 amino acids. Gene Ontology annotation, biological process: flower development. The record is from RefSeq and is a predicted model, not a curated record. Gene Ontology annotation, molecular function: single-stranded DNA binding. The transcript has 20 exons.